This is a messenger RNA of Gymnodraco acuticeps, 1227 nucleotides long. RefSeq names its product DNA damage-inducible transcript 4-like protein. The record is from RefSeq and is a predicted model, not a curated record. NCBI's taxonomy places the organism in Eukaryota, Metazoa, Chordata, Actinopteri, Perciformes, Bathydraconidae. Gene Ontology annotation, biological process: negative regulation of signal transduction. The transcript has 3 exons. The coding region runs from base 122 to 703 and encodes 193 amino acids. Gene Ontology annotation, cellular component: cytoplasm.
GAUGUGGGUCUGUGUUUUUUUGUCAGUGUGUACACUGCUUGUGAAUUUAUUUAUGAGAAACCUUCUGAACUAAAUUAUAUUUCCACUAAAUAAUAUUUAAGGAAAACCGCACACUGUCGCCAUGGUCGCCACAAGCACAUUAAAGACCAAAAGCAGCGACUAUAUCUCAGAAUUGGUGGAGAGAAGAUAUGACUAUGCUUGCAUUGAUAAAGAACUGGACUUCUGGGAUCACUGCCUGGCUGAACCCCAGAGGACUGGAGAAGUCACUGAAGACAGAACCUGUCAACAGCUGGCCAAAAUGUUUGAAAACUGCCUGUCCCAAGCCAAGAAGACAACCCUGCACUGCUCCUCUGUGCUGGUACCAGAGAAGCUGACGCAGAGGAUAGCUGGAGAGGUGCUGCGGCUGGCGGCCUGCGAGCCCUGCGGCCUGCGGGGGUGCGUCCUAUACGUCCACCUGGACAUGGAAAAGGGCUGCAAGCGGCUGGAGCGAAUUGUGUACGAUGCCACCGUGGUGCCCACCUUUGAGCUGACUCUUGUGUUCAAGCAGGACGGCACUGCCUGGCCCAGCCUGCGGGACUUCCUGUUCAUGGGAACUUGCUUUGCCCCGACUUUCAGACGCAUACUCAAACUGAGUUCAGGCUUUCGGCUCGUCAAGAAAAAACUGUACUCCUCCUCGGCUGGCACCAUUGUAGAGGAGUGCUGAACUAUAUAUAUAUUGGGUUUCCUGUGGGUAAAGGCACUUCUGCCCAAAUGUAAAUGACACUCCAUUGGUGUCAUAUUUUCUAGUGGUUUUGUACAAUACACUAUAGUUGAUACACUUUAGAGCAAGACACUAGCCACUUUGUUGAAGGUCUGUGUGUUUCCAGAUACACUGAGUAUGUUCAGCAGCUGUAAACGCACCUGGGCACGAAGAAUAGGAGACCGAAGUUAAGUCUUUGGGGGCCAUACUGUAUGUAGGUUGUUGUGUAAUGCUGUAUUUAUGGCUGUGGAUGUUUUUAGGGCUGAUCGUCUUGUGAAGAUGCUGCUGUCAUGGUGUGGGCUUCUCACACUACGGUUAUGUGGAUGCCUUAAAUGUCAGAGAAAUGCACUUUUUUUUUUUCAUUUGUAGAUGUGUGUUUAGUGUAAACGUUUUAUUGAAUUUUUAUUUUUAUACCCCUUUAUGAAACAUUUCCUUUCAAUGCACCGCCUUUAUAGAUGAUUAAAGGGAUUGUUCACCCAAACGUGAAA